CAAUGCAACCUCAGUUCUUCAGUGCAUUUUGCGAAGCUGGGGGAAUCAUGCUUCAGUGAGAGCGUGAAGUAUAGCUCUACAUCCGCCAUGUUGCCCUGUGGACCAGCUUUGUCCUUUAUUCGGUGUCUGGUGCGGAAGAAGGAUGUCAGUGGUGAAAGCCUUGAGGACUCCAAGUUGUGUCGAUGCUUAUCAACUCUGGACCUUAUAGCCCUGGGAGUAGGCAGUACCCUUGGUGCUGGUGUUUAUGUCCUUGCUGGAGAAGUAGCCAAAUCUGAUUCUGGACCUAGCAUCGUUGUUUCUUUCCUCAUUGCUGCACUGGCAUCUGUGAUGGCAGGUCUCUGCUACGCCGAGUUUGGCGCUCGUGUACCCAAGACUGGUUCUGCCUAUUUGUAUACUUAUGUAACUGUCGGUGAACUGUGGGCUUUUAUCACUGGUUGGAAUCUCAUUUUAUCUUACGUUAUAGGUACAUCAAGUGUAGCAAGAGCCUGGAGUGGCACCUUUGAUGAACUUCUUGGAAAACAGAUUGGUCAUUUCUUCGGAACCUACUUCAAAAUGAAUUACUCUGGGCUAGCAGAGUAUCCUGACUUCUUUGCUGUAUUCCUUAUAUUACUUUUAUCAGGUCUUUUAUCUUUUGGAGUAAAAGAAUCUGCAUGGGUGAAUAAAAUUUUCACUGCUAUUAACAUCUUGGUCCUACUCUUCGUUAUGAUUUCCGGUUUUGUGAAAGGAGAUGCUGACAACUGGAAAAUAAGUGAAGAAUAUCUCAUAAACCUUACUGCAGUAACAGAGAACUGCUCAUCCUAUGAGAAUGUGACAAGUAUAUAUGGGAGUGGUGGCUUUAUGCCGUAUGGUUUCACAGGAACAUUGGCUGGUGCUGCAACUUGUUUUUAUGCUUUUGUGGGAUUUGACUGCAUUGCAACAACUGGAGAAGAGGUCAAGAAUCCUCAGAAAGCCAUACCCAUAGGAAUUGUGGUGUCCUUGCUUGUCUGCUUCAUGGCCUAUUUUGGGGUUUCAGCUGCACUGACACUUAUGAUGCCAUACUACCUACUAGAUGAGAAAAGUCCUCUACCAGUAGCAUUUGAAUAUGUUGGAUGGGGUCCUGCGAAAUAUGUUGUAGCUGUGGGAUCCCUCUGUGCUUUGUCUACAAGUCUUCUCGGCUCUAUGUUCCCUUUGCCCCGAAUUCUGUUUGCCAUGGCACGCGAUGGUUUACUCUUUAGUUUUCUUGCCAAAGUGAGUAAGAGGCAGGCACCAGUUUCUGCCACCUUGACAGCAGGGGUCAUCUCUGCUAUAAUGGCAUUUCUGUUUGAUCUAAAGGCUUUAGUGGACAUGAUGUCUAUUGGUACACUUCUUGCUUAUUCACUUGUGGCAACCUGUGUCCUCAUUCUUAGGUACCAACCGAGUUUAACCUAUGAGCAACCAAAAUAUUCUCCAGAAAAAGCAGCUUUGGCAGCAUCUGAAAGGGAAUCUGCAGUUAGUGAAUCACAGAUAAAUAUGUUACAAGAGAAUCACUUCAGUCUUCAGACCCUGAUGAAUCCAACCAGUUUACCUACCAAGCAGACUGCAACUACUGUUAACUUUUUAGUGGGUCUCUUAGCUUGCUUGGUUUGUGGCUUGAGUGUCCUCACUACAUACGGGAUUCAUUUCAUUGCUAACUUGGAGCCCUGGAGUAUUGGCCUUCUUGCUGUGUUGGUGGCAUCCUUCGUAGUUACCAUUCUCCUCAUCCAAAGGCAGCCUCAGAACCAGCAGAAAGUGGCCUUUAUGGUUCCACUAUUGCCAUUUUUGCCAUCAUUCAGUAUCCUCGUUAAUAUUUACUUGAUGGUACAAUUAAGUGGAGACACUUGGAUCAGAUUUAGCUUCUGGAUGGCACUUGGCUUCCUCAUUUACUUUGCUUAUGGCAUCAGACACAGUCUUGAAGGUCAUCGUAGAGAUGGAGAUGACGAUUCUUGUUCAGAAAAUAGUGGGUUGCAAGAAAAGAACCCUGUGGAAGAAGUGGAUGAACCUGAAAAUGCAAAUGAACAUGAUCAAUUUCUUGCACAUGAGAGGACAAGUGAAUGUUAAUCUGUGCAAACAUACAAGUCUUUUAAACCUUUAAUUGACAUUUUACUCGUGGACUUUCAGAAGCUUUCUGCCGACAUUGUGCCUCUUGAAAGUGUUUACUACAAGGCCUGGCUGAUAUUUUGGACAAGCUGCUAAUCCAUCUUCAUCAUUUCAGAACUGACAGCAUGGAUAUUAAUAUUUAAAUUAAAAAACAAACAAGAGGAAUACCUUUUGGUAGGCAAAAAUUUGGAUGCAUUGUUUGAACUGUCAUCCAAAAUCACUGACAAUCGCAAAAUAUGAAGAAUUUUAGAACUGCCUGCAAGAAGUUCUGAAUAUUUGACACUGCAUUGUGAACACAAGUGCCUUUUGUACCUUCUCCUUAUCUCUGCUACAUGUUUUAGUCACGACCUAAUAGCUCUCUUCUUCUACAGAAGUAACUGUCAUGGGAGAUAAAUUGCAGACAGGCCUGCAAAGUAUUUCCAAAAUUAAUGGUAAUUGUACAUGUCUGAUAGUUUGCAAAAAGUAGAGGAAUAUAUAUUUAUGUAGAAGGAAAUAACUGCUUACCUUUAUUAAUCAGUAGUCAUGGAGAACUCAAACAGUAAAGAUACUUCAAAGGGAUUUAGUCCCUCUAAACAGUAUUCAAGAUUUCUGUUUAUAUUAAUUCUUUCCAGAGAUGCUGUGUAUAUUCCCAAGAGCAGCUAUGUUAUUUUCUGCAAAAGCAUCUGCAAAAUAAUCUGUUGGUCACAGUAUUGACAGUGACAUUCAUAUGUGAUUUAGCAAGUAUCUUGCUUUAAUUUCAUAAGGGACAGGAUUUUAUCCCUGACUACAUAAUUUGGUACUUAGAGCAGUAAGGUUUCCGCCUUACUACUCAUUUAUUUCCCCUAUACUUUCAUCUCCUUUAACACGUGCCAGAGCUGGUAUUUCUGAGAUUAGUUGUCACACAUUGCUUCUCCUCAGAAAAAUUAAUGCACAAAAUCCCAGCCUCCUUUUCAGAUGGAAGGGGAGGUUAAAAAAGCACAGGCCUGGGCUUUGGAAAAAAUCCUCGUCAAAACAGUAUUGCAGUGUUUCACUAAGCCUUAGCACAGCAGUUUUUUGUGAGCCAAGCCUACAUCCACAAAUCCCUUCACGUGGGUAGGAUGUCCAAAUGCUUAUUUAUGUAAAGAACCAAAUUGUUGCACCAGUGCUGGGUGAACAAUUAUUUUAAAGCUGGUGAAAAUAGAAACUGUUCUUUCAUCAUGCUACCUGUCAUAGGCACCCAGAUACUUUAACACUUUCUCUCAUCAAGUAGUAGGCUCAAGUCCCAUGAAGGACUGAUUCCACAAUAUGAAGUUAUUUUGCAAGAAUGUGUUUAUAAAAAUAACUUCCCUGAAGUAAGAACUGUCUUGGAUUUUGUCAUGGAGAGUUGCAAUCUGUUGCCAGUACUAAUCAUUGGUAUUAAUCACUGUUCUUAGGUAUAAAAACUUUAGCUCCUGUGAGAGCUGUGCUGGUUGACAGUGAAAAGCACCUUACUUUUUAUAAAAAAAAAAA
Molecule: messenger RNA, 3561 nt
Organism: Athene cunicularia (burrowing owl)
Lineage: Eukaryota; Metazoa; Chordata; Aves; Strigiformes; Strigidae
Gene: SLC7A2
Product: solute carrier family 7 member 2
Exons: 12
Coding region: 88-2055 (655 amino acids)
Biological process (GO): amino acid transport; transmembrane transport
Cellular component (GO): plasma membrane
Molecular function (GO): amino acid transmembrane transporter activity
Source: RefSeq, a predicted model, not a curated record